This is a messenger RNA of Rhipicephalus sanguineus (brown dog tick), 2435 nucleotides long. RefSeq names its product ribonuclease 3. Gene Ontology annotation, molecular function: ribonuclease III activity; deoxyribonuclease I activity; RNA binding. Gene Ontology annotation, biological process: apoptotic DNA fragmentation; pre-miRNA processing; siRNA processing. Bases 197 to 937 code for a protein of 246 amino acids. The record is from RefSeq and is a predicted model, not a curated record. Gene Ontology annotation, cellular component: cytoplasm; nucleus; RISC complex. Lineage: Eukaryota; Metazoa; Arthropoda; Arachnida; Ixodida; Ixodidae. The transcript has 7 exons.
GAAGGGGUGCGGCGCACGCGGCGCCGACCCCCUGCAGCAGCCGCCGCAGUUUCUGGCCGGCCCGCCAACCGUUCAGUCAGUGGUUGUGCUUGCUUGUGGAAGAGGUGCCUGCCGUCGACAUCGUAAAGGCAGUGAUCUCUACAAGACUGACACUUCGGGAUUUGUCGCGCUGUGCCCUUGAACCCAUCGCGACGACAUGAUGGCGGUUUCCGGGAACCUGAUCCUUGUGGUGCUCUUCUUAUUCACUUGUGGAUUUGCUGCUGGACAGCAGGGUGGCCGGAAUGCAGCUGCUCCGUUUGCCAUCGGUGGGGGCAGCAACUCCGGGCCACAGGGAUCCGCGGUCGGUGGCGCGGCUGGCAUGGAGCACCUUCAGGUGGCGCCGGACCUGAAGCAGGCGCUGUCGCUGCGGGUGCCCCAGGACUUCUUGCGCGACCACCUGGGAGACUACCACUUCCAGAACACCAACAUAUUCCUCAAGGCCCUGCUGCACCCGACAUUCAAGACGCGCGACCGCAAGGACCGCCACGACUCCUUCGAACCACUCGACUACAUCGGAUCCUUCGUCAUGGACUACAUCGUCUCCAAGUACGUGCUGAUUAAUGCUCGCAACAAGUCCCAGCAUCACAUGGCUCAGGUGAAGGCGUCCGUGCUUCGCCAAGACUCGCUGGCCUACUUCGCCGUCAAGAACGACUUCCACAAGUACGUCUUCGUCGACCGGCCCGUCGAAAAGGCGUCGCUGAGGGAGUUUGCCGACGGUCUGCGUAAUGUUCAGAACCUAUCUGGUCUAAAGUUCGCGAAGAAGAAACGCAGCUUUGUCUACAAGUUCUUCAAGUCGGUCAUGGGCGCCAUCUUCGUCGACAGCGGCUACAACGUCCAGAUGGUCGAGCCGAUACUCCUCAAGAUGAUCAAGCGGGACAUUGACCUCCUCCUCCUGUAGGUCAACGACCUUCUCCAGUGAUCACUGAGCCCUCGUUAACUCACCGGGACUUUCCAUGGACUUGCGUUCUUUUUUUAUUACCUGAAGUGCCCCAGUCUGGACACAAUGUAUACUUUUCGUAUGUUGUUCACACCACCUGGGGAUUCGUGAAACGGUAUCCCAUGGAACCAACUGCUCAGGAGCACUGUUCAAUUUAGUUCGCUGCAUCGAGGAGCUCGAAUCCCAAAGCUCCGAGGGCGUAAUGUCAAAAGAUGUUGCAAACGACUUGUCGGUACAAAAACGCAAUGCGUUUGCUUUUUGGAAGGGAGGGCGUUUGGGCGUGUAGGUAGUUGAUCGUGCUUCAGAAACCAUAGCGCACUUAACGAACAUAUGCUCAGGAUCUGUAAUAAAACCCUAGUUGGAAGUAAGCGCUUGUCCGGUCUUCAUCUUGUCUCGUGUUCCUUUCAUGCGCUAUGGUUUCUGAAGUUUGCUUUUAGCCCUGAUUUAUUGAAUCACAUAAGCGCUGAAGUCUGCUUAUUAAGCCCAUUUUAAUGGGAGGGCGGGGGGUGGGGGGUGUUACUGAGGUGUUACUAGAGUGUUACGCUUAGCUACCAGAUAUACAUUCAAACGCCUUUGUAACGAAAGUUUCUACAAUGAAAUGAUGUGUAUAACGAAUGACUUCUUAUAUCGCAACUGUAUUGGAAGCAUCGCGGUGUGAUACAUUUACAACGAAGUGCAGUGUACAACGAAGUAUUCUGGAGGUUCCGAGCACUUUGGUAUAAAUCACUUUGAUAAUAAUACUCCACCGUAGCGCUGGAUGCGAACUAUUGAGCAUCAUCAGCACUGCCGAUCUGCGGCUUCGAGUUAUAGAACCCAGAGGUCUGAAUACGAAAGUUGUUCCUUUCAUUUACCAAAGUAACACGCGUACGUCGUCUUGUAUUUUUAAAAUACUCACAUGGUGAACUGUCAUGCACGGAGGUAACCUCGGCAGAAUCUUACGAGGUGCCUGUCACGAUAUGAGGGGUGUAGUUUCGCUAACGAUGACUAUGUUUCAGCUCAAGCAGCAACUAUCUCAAUGGGACUGCAAGUGAAAGUGAAGGAGCUGUGGAAAGGGUCUGCGGAAGUCGGUUGUGGAGUGCGAACGGCAGGCAUCAAACUAUCUUAGGUGUUACGGCCGAAAUUAUUUUAUCAACUCAACCUCAUUACGCAGCUAGUUGAGAGAUAUGGUUGAUAUGUACCGUACUAAAAGUACACGGAAAAAAAAAGAGCCACUUUGUGUCCGGCGUACGCUGUUCACCCUUUAUCCCGAGACUGCGGAAAUAUGGUGCAUUCCCUUUCUUUGUAUGUGAAGUGCGUUUUGUGAACGCAAGGCGGCGCGCCGUCAAGCUGCAGGCGUUUUGACGGUAGGAGCGCUACUGCAUCGAGAAAUGACACUUAAUUUUUUUGGUUUUGUAAUUUGCACUAGUUUCAUCCUACAAGUGAAGUUUUCUUCUUGUAUUAAAUCGGUUCCUCGUUUUGU